CCUCAUUCGCAGAGGGCACACACACACACACACACACACACACACAUAUCCUCUUACAUACACACUCACAGCUGUUGAUAGUUCUCUCUCUGUGUGAGAAACGCCGGGACAGCCGAGCAGCACAGCCCGCAGGACUCAGAGAGAGAAUCUGCUGUGUGCUGGCAGCUCCUCCAAAACAUCUUUAUGGGAAAUCUGGACGGACAAGUGGAGCGACCGGUUCUCUGAUUUGCAGCGUGACUCUCACUUUCUGUCGUUCACACCGCGCUCCUCCUCUCCCGUCUCUCCCGCCGUCUCUCUGGCUCUCAGUGUUGGAAUUUAAGCGCAGACGGCGAGCAGCAGAGAGAAAUAGAGACAUGUGUUUCGCCUGCUCCUGCCGCCUCUUCUCUCCCAUUCACUGAGCGUGAGGAAACACAAAGCAGCUGACUUCCAAAGAGUACCACCCCCUUAAAAACCGAUUUAUAGUUUUAGGGGAAUUCCAUGUGAGAGUCCGAUUGGCAGCCAUCGAGCUAGGGAGUGAGGUGAAGCAGGCAUGAGUGCGGACAGCCAUCAGGGGGUGGUGACGACCCCUCCAACGCCCAGUGGAGGGACCAAAGAGCGCUACUUCGACCGGGUCGACGUCAACGAUCCGGAGUACAUCAGGGCCAGGAACAUGUCCCCGGACCUUCGGCAAGACUUCAACGUUCUGGAGCAGAAGAAACGGGUCACACAGAUCUUACAGAGCCCGGCCUUCAAAGAAGAGUUGGAGGGUCUGAUCCAGGAGCAGCAGAGGAAGGGGAACAACCCCACCGGCCUGCUGGCCCUUAGACAGAUCGCUGACUUCUUCAUGGCAAGCUCUGUGGCCGGCUUCAACACCUCCCCCCUCAGUCUGGGGAUGGUCACUCCCAUCAACGACAUGUACGGCGUGGAAUCCAGCACGAUGGUGAAGGGCGAGAAGCUGACCCGCUGUAAACUGGCCAGCCUCUACAGACUGGUGGACCUGUUCAGCUGGGCCCACUUCCCCAACUCCUUCAUCACAGGUCGUGUCAGUAAAGAGCAGGACCACAUCCUCAUCAUCCCCCGAGGGCUCUCAUUCGCCGAGGCGUCUGCAGCCAACCUGGUGAAAGUCAACAUCAUCGGCGACGUGAUCGAUCAGGGCUCCACCAACCUGAGGGUGGACCCCGCAGGUUUCAGCCCCCACGCUGCCAUCUACUCCAUGCGUCCAGACAUCCGCUGUAUCAUACACGUGCACACUCCGGCCACGGCUGCUGUGUCAUCCAUGAAGUGUGGCAUCCUGCCCAUUUCCCAAGAAGCAUUGGUCCUGGGUGACAUCGCCUACUACAACUACCAGGGCAGCCUGGACGACCAGGAGGAGCGCAAAGAGCUGCAGAAGGCCCUGGGACCAUCGACAAAGGUGUUGGUGUUGAGGAAUCACGGUGUGGUUGCUCUCGGAGAGACUAUCGAAGAGGCCUUUCACUACAUCUACAAUGCCCACUACGCCUGCGAAAUCCAGGUAAACGCCAUCUCGUGUGCCGGCGGCGUGGACAACCUGAUCGUGCUGGACCAGGAGAAGUACAAAUCACGAGUGUUUGCUGUGGCCACGGCGGCUGCUGUCAACAUGGGGGGCCAGUACAAGUGGAAGGUUGGCGAGCUGGAGUUUGAGUCUCUGAUGAGGAUGCUGGACAACCUGGGCUACAGGACGGGUUACGCCUACAGACACCCGAUCGUACGAGAGAAGCCGAGGCACAAGAGUGACGUGGAGAUCCCGGCCACGGUCACAGCGUUCAUGUUCGAGGAGGACAGCGAGGCCACACGGCUGCCCUUCAAGUUCCUGCAGCAGCGGCAGCAGAGGGAGAAGACGCGCUGGCUCAACUCGCCCAACAGCUACACCAAGGUCAACGUGGAGGGCGGAGAGGAGCGCUACAACAGCCGGACGACCACGUGGAUGAAGGCCGACGAGACGGGGACCCCGAUCCGGAUCGAGGAUCCAAACCAGUUUGUUCCUCUCAACACAGACCCCAGUGAAGUGCAGCAGAAGAGGAUUAAAAUCAGAGAUCAGAACCGCUUCGAUGUGAUGACGUCGGGCCCGCGCUCUCAGCACCUCGCAGGAAUCCCCAUCGAUGCUCCACGACGGCCAUACGUGCCCACAGAGGAGGAGCAGAUGGCUCCCCUGCCUCCCAACCCCUUCACUGAGCUGUCAAAGAAGGACCUGGAGGACCACAAGAACGUGGAUCGGAGGCAACUGGGCGUCAGCGAUGGAGAGCACGACCUAACCUCCGACGACGGCUCCACUCUCUCUCAGUGUGUGUCUCUCACGCAAUCCCCGCAAAGCACUCCAGCUAAAGAAGACAACCACACGGGCCUGAUGAACGGCAAAGACAACAACGGCGACGUGGACGAGGAGCUGUCCAAGCGCAUCAGCCAUCUGACCACCAGCGUGGAGAGCGUGGAGAUCACGGUGCGCACCGGGGAGAAGAUCGAGGAGGCACUGUCCCCCGAGAGCUCGCCCUCCAAGUCGCCCAACACCAAGAAGAAGAAGAAGUUCCGCACCCCGUCCUUCCUGAAGAAGAACAAAAAGAAAGAGAAGACGGAGGCUUGAGAGCCGAGCCGAGCGGCGGGCAGGAGGAUGAGGAGGAGGGGCAGCAGCCACCUUUUCUGUUUCAUGUCGGUGUUUCUUUUGUCUACGUUUUUACGUCAUUUUAUGUUUUUUUGUUUGUAAUUUUAUUUGUUUUUUUUUUAACAAAAAAGAUUUCUGUGCAGAGGGCAGAAGAACGUACGACAUUUAAAAAAAAAAAACAGGUUUGUAAAAAGAGAAGAGAAGAAGGUGUGUGACGUUUGGGGGCGGGGCGGUUCUGAAAUGAAAGUAGCAGCAGAUGUCAGGUGAUUCAGGUGAGGCUGUGAAGGGGUCACCUGAGGCCGUUUAGAUCCUGAAGAACUGGCUCCUCAAACCACCCCCAGUUAUUAGAAAUGAUUGAACUGCGACGAAACGACACCCCCCCAUCCCCCCCGAUCUUUUAGGCUUUUUGUUUUUUACGUUCUGGUCACCUUGGGAGGAAACUGAGACGCCACAUGAAAUCUGAAGUCACUGGAAAACUGAUCUGAGACAAACCGCCUCUGGGUGUGUGUUUUAGAUUUACUGUGAGAGGAGUUUCUCUCUCUCUCUCUCCCUCUCUUUCUUUCUCUUUUUCUAUCUCUCUCCCUCUCCCUCUCUCUUUAUCUCUCUCUGUCUCUCUCUCUCUCUCUCUCACUCUCGCUCGCUCGCUCGCUCUGACACAACCCUCGUCUUCAGAUGAGGUAGAGGGUCUCUAGACCGGACGAGGCAGUGAGAACGAGCGUGUGGCGUGUCUCAGUGAUCUCAGAGAGCCGCCGACUCACUCUGAAUAUUUAUGUAGCAUUUGUUCCUCCUCAUCUCAAUGUGUUUGUUUGGUUUUGCCAAAAGGAAAAGCAGAAACAAUCUCACAGCGUCGCUGUUCGACUUUGUCAUCUCAUGAAUUCAGAUCUUUUUUUUUUUAAUUGCACACAGAUUUGCUUUUUAGUCCACUCUGUUUUGUACUCGUCUGUACGCUUCGCAGAGGUUACAGAUGUGACGCAUGUCAUAGCGAUGCCUGACUGCUCAAAUGAUAUUUUAAUCUUCAGAGUGGGCACAUUUACUUUAUAACUCAGAUAUAUGAACAAACUGGAGAGGUUGGCUAUAGAUUUCUAACCAUAUAUUUUUAUUUGAUUGUGCUGCACUUUUCUGGUGGUUAGAGAACACAUCUUAGCUGCAGGUGGUUUCACCGCUGAAGGAGAUUUUGUGAAGUGUUUCGGUAAUAAGUUGUGCAAGUAGGCGAGCAAAGGUGUGCACGGUGUGGGAGAGAGAAAAAAGGUCAGGACCCAGAAAGUGAGUCGAACGAAGGAGAAAAGAAAAAAACUAAGGAAUCGUCUUUCUGUGGUGUCAAACGUGAUGAAUGAUCUCUGCUUCUCAACUGGACAGGAAGAAGACAAACAUACAAACAGGAAGUGUAUCAAACUGACACAUACAAACAGGAAGUGUAUCAAACUCUCCGCUGAAAUAGGAAUCAUGGGUAGUGGAGUUUGGAGAGGUGACAUCUUCUGUUUGGUGUGUUUGUGUUUGUGUGUGUGUGUGUGUGUGUUUUUAAAGCCAUAUUGUAGUUUUAUUCCUGAUCAGACAAGAGUUAGUGAUUCUCACCAACCCGAACAAGACCUCUGAUCAACCCCCCCCCCCUCGCUUCGAUUUCCUCCUGGAGCUGAAGCGAUAAACGGAGGAAACACGGACAUUAUGUUUUUAUUUGAUCGCUCGGUCAUCAUUUCAGCUUCUAAAGUUCCCGACGCCGUUUCUCUGGCGAACAUGAUGAUGUUGUAGCCGUCAGAUGACCCCCAGCUGAACUCUGUAAAGCCAAAGUGUGAUGGGUCGACACAUAUCCUCCCCCCUGCAGUUUAAACAGAUGUACCAAUAUCCCAGCGAGCAAUGUGAAGUAUUGGAUUUAGGGGGGGAUGGAGGAGGGUGAGGGGAGUGGGGGGGGGAGGUAUGUUUAGCCGUGUUAAACGAUAGCUUUUUAGCUCUGGGCGAUGAGCUGAGGUCACAUGACAGAGACGUAGAGAAGGGAGGUGUGAGUUUGAAAUGGGAGUGCACAUGUGUGAGUCUAGAGGGGGGAGGGGGGGUGACACUGACACUAACACACCAUGUUUUUCUCACUCAGAUAUUUCUUUGGUACCAUCUCUCCGCCUGGAAUCGUUUUAUUCAUCCUCCAUGUGUAUGCAGUCGGCUGUAGUUUGCAGAGAGUGCAAGGCUUUUUUUUUUAUCGACCUUUUGGCAAGCGCUCGUCGCUCCACACGAACUGAAUGUCCUUUUGAUUUUCUCCUCUUCUGUUUUGCACCUUGAUUUUACUAAUGCCUCUCUCUUAUCCAUCGAUUAUUUUUCUUCUUCUGUUUAAAAAAAAAAAAAAAAAAACGAGUUUGGCUUUGGCAUGCCAGAUUAUGAGCCGAGCUUCUUUGUGACCUGUGAAAUCCUAUAAAUGGUUCUCUAAUGGAGUUGCUUUUAGAUGUAUCGCUAAUCAGUGUACAUUCACAAAUAAAAUCUGUAUUUUAAGAAACAGAA
This is a messenger RNA of Labrus bergylta (ballan wrasse), 5074 nucleotides long. The record is from RefSeq and is a predicted model, not a curated record. NCBI's taxonomy places the organism in Eukaryota, Metazoa, Chordata, Actinopteri, Labriformes, Labridae.